Messenger RNA from Carcharodon carcharias (great white shark), 834 nucleotides. It is a transcript of the gene stpg1, whose product is annotated as sperm-tail PG-rich repeat containing 1. The record is from RefSeq and is a predicted model, not a curated record. Gene Ontology annotation, cellular component: female pronucleus; germinal vesicle; male pronucleus. Lineage: Eukaryota; Metazoa; Chordata; Chondrichthyes; Lamniformes; Lamnidae. Bases 1 to 834 code for a protein of 277 amino acids. The transcript is spliced from 8 exons. Gene Ontology annotation, biological process: epigenetic programing of male pronucleus. Gene Ontology annotation, molecular function: chromatin binding; histone binding.
AUGACGAUUGAGGAUCUUGAAGUUGAUUUGGUGGUGCAGGGUCGACAGCGCUUUAUGCGGUUUACCAGCAGGCGUCGAUCUCCAGAGCUCAAAGGGCCACCCCUGACGCCGGAGGAGCACCGGGCACCCCGUCAUGAACGGAAAAAAUUUUCUCAGACUCCAGGAGCAAAUGCGUACAACAUUGCAUCUCCACUUUUAUCAAAGGUGGAUUAUCACUUGGGGAACAGCAGUAUGUUCCAGCCUCCCCUUGCCAUGAAAGUGGAUGAUCUCAAAAAUGCAACACCUGGUCCCAAUGAAUAUAAUAUUUCUAAUGUUUACCUUGGGAAAGCUAACAAUGUCUCUGCAGAAUCAGCAUUUUUAUCCAAAACCAGCAGGAACAUGAUCCCAACAGGCACUCUGAAGGGACCCUCCCCUUGUCAAUACAGUGUCAACCAUUCUUUGACAAAGGAGUCAUCAAAGUCCAUAGUCUCUUCUUUUAGAUCCAAGACAACCCGCCUGAAAUAUCCAAAUGAAACAAGCCCAGGACCAGCAACCUAUGAACCAUAUAAACCAAUGGGACAAGAGAGGAUGCAAUUCGUACAUUUGCAUCCUUGGAAGAAACAUUACUUGUGUAUUUCUGCUCCUCCCUUCCCAGUACGCAAAAACCCGACUCCUCCUGGUCCCGGCUAUUAUGACGUUGUUGAUUUUCAUGAUCCACCCAAGCACUAUAUGUCCAAUGCUGUGUUUGUAUCUAACACUAGCCGCUGGACUGGAAAUGUGCAAAACAAAGAUGCUCCAGGGCCAGAAGCAUCAGCGGCGCAGGGCCUGGACCUGAAGCAGCAGGAGCCCCUCUGA